AUGUUGUAUUUCAAGACUAUUGCCUUCCUAUUUCUUGUGACAAUCUACACUAUAUUGAUCCAAGAUGUCCUCUGUAAAGUAGUUGUGGCUAAUGGAUCUCAGAGAUUGGUUCUUUCCAAUAAGCGUCGUAUCAAUUACAACAAAAGAGAUGCCGCUACUGCUCCUGCUGCUCCUGCUGCUUUGCCUGCUUUGCCCAACAUUCAGCUUCCAAAUGCUGAUACUACUGCCCUUCUUGCCAGUACUGGGCCAUUAUUAUCAUCUGUGUCAUCAGUCAAAAUUCCACAGCUACCAGCAUUGCCUGGAGCUGCUGCUGCUGCUCCUGCACCUGCCGCAGGGUAUCCAGCGCCAGCAGGAUAUCCACCACAAUACCAAGCUGCUCCCGCACCAAAAGCUGCCAAGAAAGAUGAAGAUGAGGAGGAGGAAGACGAAGACGAAGAUUAG
This is a messenger RNA of Mucor velutinosus, 441 nucleotides long. RefSeq lists its product as uncharacterized. Bases 1 to 441 code for a protein of 146 amino acids. Lineage: Eukaryota; Fungi; Mucoromycota; Mucoromycetes; Mucorales; Mucoraceae. The record is from RefSeq and is a predicted model, not a curated record. The transcript has a single exon.